GCUCCAUCGCUGACGUCACCGCCGUCUGUCUGCAGCCAUGGAGGAAGUUCGAGUGUUCCCGCUCAGCCCGGCCGUGCAGAACUACGCCUGGGGGAAGCCGGGACCGAGCAGCACCGUGGCCCAGCUGGUGGUGGGAGGAGAACCGGACCUGAGGCUGGACCCGGACCAGCCCUACGCUGAGCUGUGGAUGGGGGCUCACCCCAAGGGCGACGCCCAGAUCAAGGACAACCGGAUUACCCAGAAGACCCUGGGGCAGUGGAUCGCCCAGCACCCGGCCUGCCUGGGUUCAAAGGUCAAGGACGCCUUCCAGGGCCAGCUGCCCUUCCUGUUCAAGGUGCUGUCGGUCAACACGGCGCUGUCCAUCCAGGCCCACCCCACCAAGGACCUGGCGGCCCGGCUCCACGCCCGGUUCCCGGAGCACUACCCCGACCAGAACCACAAGCCGGAGAUGGCCAUCGCUCUGACCCCCUUCCAGGGUCUGUGUGGCUUCAGGCCCCUGGACCAGGUCCUGGGCUUCCUGGAGGAUGUCCCAGAAUUCCUUGCGGUGGUGGGGGCGGAGCCUGCGGCGGAGCUGCGGAGCAGCGUGGGAGAUGAAGUCCGGAGCAGAGAAGCUCUGAAGAAAUGCUUCUCCUCCAUGAUGAGCUGCAGCAAGAAGGUGGUGGUGGACGAGCUGAACGAGCUGGUGAAGAGGACCACAGGCUCCUCCGGGGCCUCCACGGCCUCCAGCCUGGGCCCGCUGCUGCUCCGGCUCCACUCCCAGUAUCCCGGCGACAUCGGCUGCUUCUCCAUCUACUUCCUGAACCUGAUGGUCCUGGAGCCGGGCCAGGCCAUGUUCCUGGGGGCCAACGAGCCGCACGCCUACCUGCACGGAGACUGCGUGGAGUGCAUGGCCUGCUCCGACAACACGGUCCGGGCCGGUCUGACCCCCAAGUUCAUCGACGUGUCCACGCUGGUGGAGAUGCUGAACUACCAUCCGGCCCCCGCCUCGUCUAAGAUCUUCCCCGGCGUCCCGGACCCCGCGGACCCCUGCGUCACGCUGUACGACCCCCCCGUGCCCGACUUCACCGUCAUCAAGAUACAGGUCCCGGCCAACAGGAAGCAGUACUCCGUGGCCGCCCUGGACAGCGCCAGCAUCAUCCUGGUCGUCGAGGGCGACGCCGUGGCGACGGCGGCCGCCGCCCACUCUGACAUCACCGUGAGGCGGGGCUCCGUCCUCUUCGUCUCGGCCAAUGAGAGCCUGUCGCUGCAGGUCUCCUCGCCGUCGGGGAUGACGCUGUUCCGGGCCUGCAGCCUCCUGUAGCUACUUCCUGUCCCGUAGCUACUUCCUGUCCCGGCGGCGCCGACAACAUCCUCAACACUCAGGGUCCUGAUGAGAAACCAGCAGUUCUACCAGCAGUUCUUCAGGUCCAGCAGCCCCCGAGGAGGUCUGGGGCCAGAACAGUCUCAUCAUUCACAAAUGCACAGACCGAUUCACAAAUGCACAGACCGAUUCACAAAUGCACAGACCGAUUCACAAAUGCACAGACCGAUUCACAAAUGCACAGACCGAUUCACAAAUGCACAGAUCGAUUCACAAAUGCACAGGACAAGAUUCACAAGUGCACAGACCGAUUCACAAGUGCACAGACCGAUUCACAAAUGCACAGGACAAGAUUCACAAAUGCACAGGACAAGAUUCACAAAUGCACAGACCGAUUCACAAAUGCAUAGAUCGAUUCACAAAUGCACAGGACAAGAUUCACAAAUGCACAGACCGAUUCACAAGUGCACAGAUCGAUUCACAAAUGCACAGGACAAGAUUCACAAAUGCACAGACCGAUUCACAAAUGCACAGACCGAUUCACAAAUGUACAGAACAAUUUACAAGUGCGUAGGACAAGAUACACAAAUGUAUUUUUGAUGCACACACAAAUAUAACCUGAUUUACGAACGUUUUUUUGUCUGUGAGCUGCGCUGCAUUUACGUGUGACUUUUGAGACUUUUGAGACUCCCCUGACGUGACUCGAUCCACAAAUGUUUUUUUUUUAAACCGAAAGAUCUGCAACCAAUCAGAUGUCUUCCUUUGUUUCAGCCAAUCACAAGAGCGCACCCACGUGGGGGACGAUGUACUCGUGAACCAAUCAGAUUAAAGGGGCGGAUACACCUUUGUUUGACUGUUUGAGCUGCGUUAGCGCCAUUCGCUUAGAAAAGUGAUUAAAUAUUUCAAGUUGGUGGAAUAAAGAUAAAUAAACAAGACAGCAACACAGAUGGAGAGGAGAUCACUGCUCUGCUUUUCUUCUAUCUUGUCCUGUGCAUUUGUGAAUUUUGUCUUGUGCAUUUGUGAAUCGGUCUGUGCAUUUGUGAAUUAUGAGACUGUUCUAGCCCCAUAAGGAGCAGCUCUGGGAUCUGGUCUCGGGUCUCGUCCUUUUAUGUUACACUGUAAACACUUUAGUAUUUCAGCCGUUAAUUCUCUGAAUGUAGACAACACUGGUCGACUCUUCUUCAUAAUUACUGUUAGUGUUAUUAAUUAUUCUUGGUAUUAUUCAUUAAUUAUUAUUAUUAUUAUUACUGAUAAUUAAUUAUUGUAAGGAAAGAUGUUUGUUUUUUGAGUUUUCCUGCAAAUUAUGGAAUUUGUUAUCAUCAUUAUUAAUAAUUAUUAUUAAUAAUAAUUUUUAUUAUUAUUAAAUUAUUAUUACUAAUGAUAAUUAUAAGCCAACAUUUUUUUGUUUGAGUUUUUCCUACAAAUUAUGGAUUAUUACCGUAUUUUCCGCACUAUAAGGCACCUAAAAGCCUUUAAUUUUCUCAAAAACCAACACGCCUUAUAUAUGAUCAUUACUGUAAUUUCUGUUACUGUAGUCAGGGGGAUUGUGGGUAAUGUAGUCAGGGGGAUUGUGGGUAAUGUAGUUGGUGUCGCCGAAUUAAUGGCGCUAAAAACGUCAGGAAUCGUCAGACAUUCAAGACAACAGCAGCGACGCUGACUCGCAUAAUGGAGACUUUGACGAGACGGAGCAAAGCUGGUUUUUAUUUUGUUAAUAAAGUUUGACAUACGGUACUUUUUUUUUGCAUUUUCUGUAGGAUUUUGUAGCAUUUCCUGUAGCGCAGCUCCAUCAGGUAGAUACGUAACUCAACCCCAGCCACUAUAGUACGGUAUUUUACCAUAUAUUUAGUGCGCCUUAUAAUGCGGUGCGCCUUAUGUAUGAAGGGUGUUUUAAAAGAGGCCAUUUAUUGAAGGUGCGCCUUAUAGUACGAUAUGAGUACGGUGCGGAAAAUACAGUAUUUAUUAUCAUUAUUAAUAAUAACUAUUAAUAAUAAUUCAUAAUUAUUGCUAUUAUUAAUUAUUCUUGGUAUAAUUAAUUCAUUAUUAUUAUUACUGAUAAUUAGUUAAAAGGAAAGAUGUUUGUUUUUUUAAGUUUUCCUACAAAUUAUGGAAUUUGUUAUUAUUAAUAACAAGCAAACAUUUGUUGUUUGAGUUUUUCCUACAAAUUAUGGAUUAUUAUUUAUUAUUAUUGUCAUUAUUAAUAAUAAUAAUUCUUAAUAGCUAUUGUUAUUAUUAUUAAUUAAUAAUGUAUUAUUAUUAUUAUUAUUAUUAAUGAUAAUAAAUUGCAAGAAAACAUUUGUUUUUUUGAGAUUUUCCUACAAAUUAUGGAAUUGAUUAUUAUUAAUGUAUUUAUUAUGAUGAUGAUGAUUAUUAUUAUUAUUAUUAUUAUUAUUUAUUAUAAGCCAAAAUGACCCUCAGCUAGCUUGGCUAGCUGCUAGCGUUUCAAGCUCGCCAGACUGGAGGGGGUUCUGGAUCCGGCCCGAGACGGUUUCUACGGUUACUGGUACAAUAAAGAGCUGGAACGACGGAUCUACCCGGAUCUUUCUCUCAGCCUGGAUCUACCGGAGCUGGUUCUGUUCUGGUUCCUGUGGGAUCCUGGUGUGUCUUUCUGCUGUAGCAUGUGAAUGUGUUUAAUAAAGUCCUGGUUGCUGUG
This is a messenger RNA of Cololabis saira (Pacific saury), 3950 nucleotides long. RefSeq names its product mannose phosphate isomerase (gene mpi). The coding region runs from base 38 to 1300 and encodes 420 amino acids. Lineage: Eukaryota; Metazoa; Chordata; Actinopteri; Beloniformes; Belonidae. Gene Ontology annotation, biological process: GDP-mannose biosynthetic process; carbohydrate metabolic process. Gene Ontology annotation, molecular function: zinc ion binding; mannose-6-phosphate isomerase activity. The transcript is spliced from 8 exons. Gene Ontology annotation, cellular component: cytosol. The record is from RefSeq and is a predicted model, not a curated record.